Molecule: messenger RNA, 591 nt
Organism: Plasmodium knowlesi strain H
Lineage: Eukaryota; Apicomplexa; Aconoidasida; Haemosporida; Plasmodiidae
Product: conserved Plasmodium protein, unknown function
Exons: 6
Coding region: 1-591 (196 amino acids)
Source: RefSeq, a predicted model, not a curated record
AUGGAAGAAAAAGGCCAAUCAAAAAAUAAGCGCGUGAUGGAGUCUCCUUACGACAUUGAAUUGGAAUCUCUGGACGAAGAGAAGAGUACCUCGGUGUUGAAAUCCUUGUUGGGGGUUAUUAACACAGACGAAUCGCUCAAGUCAUUUACAUUCAACCACGACAAAAUUGUAGACUGUCUGGAAUGUGACGCACUACAGGCUGUAAUAGUUAUCCGGACUACGCAAUAUGAACAAUUUUAUAAGCAUAUUCCCCUCAUAGCCACUUUGCACAAAAUUGAUUUCGUUUUGAUAGAACAUCGGUAUGUGAACACACCGGAUUUUAUCAAAUUACCGAAAACGGGUCUCAUCGGAAUUCUACCGCUGCAGACGGAAGAUCAGUCACUUCCGGGACUUUCCGAGAAAGUGCAGAACCUAGUGUCGGUAGUGCACACCUACCACUUGGACGUAACCCUCCCCUACUUGUUUGGCCACCCAAAUUACAUAAACACGAAGUUUAAAGUCGAAGAGGUAAAGGCAAAGCCCUAUGCGAAACAUUUGUCGCGCAAGGAGAGAAAGGCCUUACGGAAGUCGAUUCGAAAAAGUAAUAUAUAA